Messenger RNA from Aspergillus versicolor CBS 583.65, 339 nucleotides. RefSeq lists its product as uncharacterized. NCBI's taxonomy places the organism in Eukaryota, Fungi, Ascomycota, Eurotiomycetes, Eurotiales, Aspergillaceae. The transcript has a single exon. Bases 76 to 288 code for a protein of 70 amino acids. The record is from RefSeq and is a predicted model, not a curated record.
CUUGGCAAGCUAUUCUUGCAACUCUCUAGGAACUAUUCUAGCAAUGAUGUUCUCUUUCUCGGCGAUCUAUACUGCAUGGAUGCCCUCGCCCGCAGUUCGUCUACUUGGCAGCUCGUAUUCCCUCUUGGCUUCCUGCAUCAAGGGCCAUGCGGCAGAUCGUGGACGAAGAUCAUGGCCUUAAAUGCGCCAAAACGCCAGUAUCGCGAAUUCACGAUGCGACAGAUCUUCCCCCUCCCCCAGCACAAUGGCGCCCUCCAACGAGGUGCGCGUGACGAUCGAGAACCCUGAGAACCCGGUCCCAGGCCAGGACAUCAUCGCGACAGCAACCCUCACGCUCAC